GCCACCAUCAUCCCCUGGCUUCUCUGACAGGUGGAACCGAAUCAUUGUGAAUUGUGAUCCUCAUGGUCAGUGAGCGAAUGUAAAUGAUUUUAAAGAUGUGAAUGUCAAAGCACACAUAUGUUCUCAUUCUUGGAAAAGUGAAUGUUUCCACUGUGCCAAAGCCUUGGGUGGUUUAAAAUGAGAUGAUAUAUGACUGUGAAUUUGGUUGUGAAGUGUUUUCAAUAUUAUUGAACAUUGUGUAGAAAAAUAUAGCCUACUGUUUUUAAGUAUGUUAUUUUCUUCUCAGGGUUAAGUAGCCUAUUUUACAAAUAAACUGAAAAAUGAAAAAGCCAUUAGCACUCUCUAUUCCAAUUUGUUGACUAGAUGAUUACUGUGCGCACAAAUUAUAAAAUGAGUGGACCCCACCAGCUCAGUCCCAGCAAGAACAAUAACUCGCAGUCGCAAGGCUGUCUUUCGCCCUCAGGAAAGCACAGCGAGUUGGGUGGAAAGAAACCGCUAUCGUCUGCGUCUGGAGGCGGAGUCUUCUGUUUCGGAUGUGAUACGGGCUUCUGAAUCACAGCCUCUGGAAGCAUGCAUUGAAAUAAAUCCCGCUAUACCGCUAAAUGGCUCAUUGGGCUGUCCUAUGAGAUUUUUGCUAUCAGCAAUUGAUAGAGGACCCAGUUUCCGAUGGUGGACCUUGACACUUUGCCGCUCUACUUAUUAAGAGUUUGCCUUUCGCCGUCUCAUGGUCGUCGUUAUAAUGGAAACGUGUACUUUGAGACUCAUAGAUCACCUUGUACUUAUAGUUCUUUUCACUUUUGUGAAAUCCCUCGAUGGAACUUUCACUCCAAUAACAGCUACGGACUCCAGGGACGCGACAGAUGUGUCGCGAGGAUUUUCAGAUGUUGCUUUCACAGAAAUAUCUGCAACUGCCCUACAAGAGGAAUUGGCGACUUCCAGAACUGAGCACACCAACGCAGCCUCCACAAACUUUUGGGAUUCAUUGGUUGGGACCACAGAUACUCCUCGAGACUUUUCUGAGUCCCAUGCUGAAAUGAAAUCGGCCACAGAGCUGAAGUCACACAGCUCCACAGAGGGUUUUACUGCUGACCACACAAGCGCCACAUACCACAGCACAGACACCAUGAGCUCCAGCAGCAGCAGCAGCAGCAGCGAAUGGAUGGCGGACAGCAGCAGCAGCAGCAUCAGCAUCACGGAGAGAGAGCACAUGGACUUCACGCACCUGCUCCCGAGCCUCUCCCUCGACAGCCGGCUGUCCAUCGAGUCCCGGACCAUCCGGGAGUCGCCGCCGGAGGUCAGCCGGUUGUCGACCAGCAGCGACCCAGACCCAGACUCCCCGUCGCAGACCGACAGCAGCAGCAGCGCGUCGUACAUCUCCACGACGAUUAGUCGAGCGGGAGAGCGCACCCUGCUGUCCGUCACCUCAAACAGCACCUACCCUUACACCACCACCACGGAGGACUCGGUCUCGUCCGAGGCCACCAGUUCCAAAGCCUUCGUCUGGGAGGAGAGGACGAAGGGAGUCACCCACUCCUCCGGCAAGGGGGGCGAUGGAUCCACCUCCGCUGGGUUUGACCUCACCGUCACCUCCUUGGACUCCCAGCGCACCCCCAACAGCUCCGAGGGGAGGUUUACGGAGGGGCGCGACGGCCCGUCUGCUACGUGGACGCAGUCGCAGACAGGCCUGCCCAACGUCACGCAGCAGCAGGGCUUUGAGCAGACGUCAGAUACAGAGAUAAUCUUCAGCUCCACCCCUCCGCUCAUCGUGCUCAACAACGACAAUACCGACAGAGGCCGGGGAGCGGACGUGACAGACGUCGGCCAGACGCAGACGAGCGGCGGGACAUCUCACACCGAGUCACAGGGGGGAGUCAGAUUGUCCACGUCGCCCUCUUUGUCUUUGGACGAUGGCCGCCACAGCGUCACGUCCCAACAGGACGGCGGAGAGCGGACGGUCACGGGCGUAGUCGAAGGCGGGCUGUCCACCGAGCCCUCCACAGGGGCCAUGAGCACGGGCCGACAGGGGGAGACGGACGGGGUCCAGCCACUCACCGACGAGGGCACCACCGUCCUGGGUCUGACCACCGCAUCUCCCGCAGCCCACGGAGGAACCGUCACUCGAGACGCCUCCGUCUUCAAGUCAGGCCGUCAGCCCUACACGCCCGAGACCGAGGGCCCCACGGAGCUGGACGAGACCCUCCACCCUACAGCGCCUCCGGAGGCUGCCACACAGGGGCCCCAGCAGCACACCGAGAGGAGGGAGGAGGAGGAGGAGAGAGGCACCCCUACGGACACUCCCGCCUUCAGCACACCACUUCCCCCCACCACCACCGCCUCCCCCUCCUCCUCCUCCUCCUCCUCCUCCUCCACCACCCUCCCCACCACCAUCUCCACCCGCCUGCUGGUGCCCAGCACCUCGGUGGAGAGCCACACGCAGCCCACCACCAUCGUCACCACCGACACCACCCAGGGACCAGCUCCCAGCACCCCCUCCACGCCGGCCCGCCAGGAGCCCCCUCCGUCCAGAACAGGAGGCCCCCACACCCACACCCACACCCACACCUCCACCCUGCCCGAGGAGAAGACCCAGGAGGGUGGCCGAGGUGGUGGGGAGGAUGUGUCCACGGACGUCACCACGCUGCACCUGGAGACCAGCACAGCCACGCCCGGCAACACUACGGCCCAGCGCCGGCCCACCACCGCCUCCUACGCCAAGACCCCGGCUCCCCCGACCGCCGCCCCGCCGCCUCGCACCACCCAGAGCCGCGCCACCCCCACCGCCACCGCCACCACCCAGCCCCAAACCACCACCAGCGCCACCACGCACGCGGACCUCAAGCCAACUACGCCCCUUCCAGGGCCUCGUUGCGGCACACACUUCUGUGCCAAUGGGGGCACGUGUGUGAGGCGCGCUGGGAACACUCACAGCUGUGUGUGCCUGCCAGCGUGGACAGGACCCUCGUGCACUAAGGAUGUGAAUGAGUGUGAGGCUAGCCCCUGCCCUGCUGGCUCCACCUGUGUUAACACUAACGGCUCCUUCAGCUGCGAGUGUCCCCUCGGCUCCGACCUGGAGAACGGACGCGAGUGCUCUAAGGUGAAGACCUUCCUGGGAUCCUUCAGUGUCAACAGCAGCGGUGCGCAUUCCAGCUCUCUGCAUGAAGUUGAGGGAGAGAUUAAACAUCUGCUGAACGCGUCUCUCUCCAUUCUCCGAGGUUACAUACGCUCCUCGUGUCACUGGAACAGCAACAGCAGUAGUGAGUGGAGCCUGCAGGCGGUGAACAUGUUCUCCAUCUCGGCGGAGGUGAACGGCACCCUGGUCUUCAACAGCAUCCAGCUGGCCCUCCGGAACUGCAGCCAGCACCCCGCCCACUGCCGAAUGCACCAGUACAAGCUCACCUACCACGCGGAGAGCUUGUGCAGAAAGCAGAACCACCAGUGCGAUCCCACCCGUGCCGUCUGCAGAGAUGACAAUGGCGCCCCCCACUGCGAGUGCCGAGAAGGCUUCUACAAACACAGCGAGCAGGACAAGACGUGCCUUGCUUGUGGUGAUGGCUAUCAGCUGAAGAAUGGCGUUUGUGUGAAUUGUACAUUUGGAUUUGGAGGAUUCAACUGCACCAAUUUCUACAAGCUGAUUGCCAUUGUGGUGGCUCCCGCUGUUGGAGGUCUCCUCCUGAUUUUGACCAUCGCUCUCAUCGUCACAUGCUGCAAGAAGGACAAAAACGACAUCAACAAAAUCAUUUUCAAGAGUGGAGACAUGCAGAUGUCCCCGUACGCCGACUUCCCCAAGAGCAACCGUGUGUCCAUGGAGUGGGGCCGCGAGACCAUAGAGAUGCAGGAGAACGGCAGCACCAAGAACCUCCUGCAGAUGACCGACAUCUAUUACUCGCCGGCGUUGCGUAACUCGGACCUGGAGCGGAACGGCCUCUACCCCUUCUCCGGCCUGCCCGGCUCGCGCCACUCCUGCAUCUACCCGGCGCAGUGGAACCCCUCCUUCAUCUGCGACGACUCUCGCCGGCGGGACUACUUCUGAGCAGUCCUGGCUGCGCCAUCUCACGGAACCCGUUUCUCAAUAGCGUCGUUGCUAACCAGUUAGCAACUUGCGUCGGUAGCCAAUUGGGGAAUUGUAUUGAAACCGACUAAGUUGCUAAUAGUAGUUAGCUAGCAUUGGAACUGUCUGAGAAACGCACACCCAACCAACGUCGGGGUGUGUUGGCUGUUGAGACCCUAAGGGGUUACGUUAGCGGCAACAGAGUGCUUUGAGGUGCCAAGGUUUUUUUUAAAAAAGGACACAAGCAAGUCUUUCUGUCAAGGAUGACUUAUCAAAGUUGAUGCUGAUAUUUAAAAAAAAAAAAAAAAAAAAAAUUCUGACCACUGCACGUCAGGCAAUGUGAAACACAAAACUGGCUGGAAUUGUAUUAUUAUUAUUAUUAUUAUUAUUAUUAUUAUUAUUAUUUACCUGUGGAGAGGAUGUUGGACAUGAGGAGUGGUCGGCGCUUCCAUGUUUUGUUGGUGUCAAUCCGUAUGAACUGGUGCCUUGUUUUCUUCGACAAAAGACUGUGAAAAUAAUGUGGCAUGGACUGGCCACAGGAGUAUUGUGCAAACAGCUGUUCAGUAUUAGCAAACCCAGGUUUGCAUCAAGACCCCAGAAACUGUAGUAUAUUCCUGAAGCCAUAAAUCUAACUGGUAUUUAUAUUACUGUUGAGGGACACAAAUCAUUUAAUGUAGUGGUGUGUGUGUGUGUGUGUGUGUGUGUGUGUGUGU
This is a messenger RNA of Engraulis encrasicolus (European anchovy), 4761 nucleotides long. RefSeq names its product heart development protein with EGF-like domains 1 (gene heg1). Lineage: Eukaryota; Metazoa; Chordata; Actinopteri; Clupeiformes; Engraulidae. The transcript has 13 exons. The coding region runs from base 725 to 4030 and encodes 1101 amino acids. Gene Ontology annotation, molecular function: calcium ion binding. The record is from RefSeq and is a predicted model, not a curated record.